Anolis carolinensis (green anole) is the source of this 8615-nucleotide messenger RNA. It is a transcript of the gene igfbp5, whose product is annotated as insulin like growth factor binding protein 5. The transcript has 4 exons. The record is from RefSeq and is a predicted model, not a curated record. Gene Ontology annotation, molecular function: insulin-like growth factor II binding; fibronectin binding; insulin-like growth factor I binding. Gene Ontology annotation, cellular component: extracellular region. Lineage: Eukaryota; Metazoa; Chordata; Lepidosauria; Squamata; Anolidae. Bases 862 to 1674 code for a protein of 270 amino acids. Gene Ontology annotation, biological process: regulation of insulin-like growth factor receptor signaling pathway.
GCUGGCACCCAUUCAGGCUGAGGUGUCAUUGGGAUCUCAGAUUGCAGCAAGGGGCUGGCAGGCAGCCAGGGGCAGUCUAUUUAAAAGACAUGCCUGCUCGGCACUAUUCAGUCUCUUUAGAAACUUCUCCAGGGGGAAAGUGCUGGGAGAUCUACAAAGUGGAAUUCUUUUCUUUGCCUUUUUUUUUUCUUCUCCCCUUCCCCACCCUGCUCUCUUUCUCUCUCUUUUGCAACCCCUCCUCCGGUCUUCUUUCGACUGCCGACUUGGUAAAAAACCCUCCAACUUUACAGAAAACCUCUUUGUUGUUCUAGGAAGAGGAGGGUUCCAAACAGCCCCCGUUUCCUAGCCAGUCCCAGGCUGACAAAGCCCGGCUCUACCUGCUUGAAGGGCUCCCCUCCUUUCUCCCCCCUUCAAUUUGCUGCAGACUGUUAUCAGGACAGUUGAAAAGAAGCUUCUCUUGCUCCCUUUUCCAGCCCGUUGCAGACGCUGCUUUCCUGGAGAGGCAAGUGGAUUAUUUCAUACCUACCUUUUUGUGCAGCCUCACUUCAGGUUGCCUCGUUCGGUUCUUUUCUUCUCUGGGGGAAAAACCCCCCUUUCCAGUGACUUUUUUUUGAAAAUCUCCAACCUGUUGCAUCUGUGAUUCUUGCAAGCAGAUUUUGACAGCCUGGUACAUCACACACAUACUGCUCCUUGUAAAAAAUCCACAGGCACACCUGUGUCCUACUUGUUAUUAAUCUUUUUUUGGAGUCGAAGGAAGGAGAUACUUUUUGCCACCUCAUUUUUGCAUUCUUUUUCUCCCCUCCCCAAAAGGACAGUAGCAAAUCCUUGCCUGCUCGGUGGCUGCCUGACAGUGCCUUGAAGAUGCUCCUGACGCAGGCUCUGUGCUUGUCCCUCUUCUUGGGGCUCUCGCAGGGCUUGGGUUCCUUCAUCCACUGCGAGCCCUGCGAUGACAAAGCCGUCUCCAUGUGCCCUCCCAGCCCCCUGGGCUGCGAGCUGGUGAAGGAACCCGGCUGCGGAUGCUGCAUGACUUGUGCCCUGGCCGAAGGGCAGUCCUGCGGGGUGUACACCGAGCGGUGCGCCCAGGGCUUGCGCUGCCUGCCGCGCCAAGGCGAGGAGAAGCCCUUGCACGCCCUGCUCCACGGCCGAGGGGUCUGCCUCAAUGAAAAGAGCUACCGGGAGCAAGCCAAAAAUGAAAGGGAAUCCCGUGAACAUGAGGAGCCAACUACCUCAGAGAUGGCAGAGGAGACCUACUCACCCAAACUAUACAGGAACAAGGGUCAUGGGCGCCUCUCGGAACUAAAAGCUGAGGCCCUGAAAAAGGAUCGCAGGAAGAAAAUGACUUUAUCCAAGUUUGUGGGUGGGGCGGAAAACACGGCACACCCCCGAGUAGCUGCCCCAGAGCUGAGACCAGAAUUUGAACUGGGCCCAUGCCGGAGACAGAUGGAGGCAUCACUGCAGGAACUAAAAUCAAGCCAGCGAAUGAUCCCUCGCGCUGUCCACCUUCCCAACUGUGACAGGAAAGGCUUCUACAAGAGGAAACAGUGCAAACCUUCUCGGGGCCGGAAACGUGGGCUGUGUUGGUGCGUGGACAAGUACGGACUGAAGCUUCCCGGAACGGAUUAUGUAGCCGGAGACCUCCAGUGUCACAACUUCGACAGCGGCACCACUGAGUGAAUGCCCUUCUGACCUCUCUCUCCCUGCCAGAGCCCUUCCCCACCCAUCUCACCUACCCACACUUCACGACGCCCCCCAAGAGACUGAUUCCUUUCAUCUCAUUUAAGAAACUGAGGACCUCGGAAUCUACAGCAUGUCAUCCACUUCUCUCAAUGGCAAGGACUCAAGGAGAAAAGGAAACACGUUAAGCCAAAAAAUAAAAUGCAACAAAUCAAAGGGGAAGACUGUCAUGAAGAAGGCAAUGAUGAUGAUGAUGACAAUUUGUCAGCCACCCCACUUGGGACAUGGCCCUUCAUGAAUCUCAUAGGCCACCUGGCUUGCGCAUAACUCCACCCAAGCGCCAAGAUGACGCCAACACAGGAAGUUCUCAAAAGUGCUUGAAUUGUGUGGGCUUUUUUUCUUUUUCUUUUUUUUUAAACUUCUUCUUUCUUUAAUAUUGGGGGUGGGGUUGGAGACCUUUCAAAUUGGAAAAGCACUUAGUGUGACAAGGAGAAUCCUAGGACUAUUAAUACAUAUACAUAUAGGUAUAUGCAUAUAUUCACCUACAUGUGUAUGUAUAUGCCUUUUUGUAUCCUGGCAUGCUUCUUUUUGAGAGUACAUUUUGAUUUCGCUGCUUCUCAGAAAGGCAAAUGAGAGAAUAAUAGAACAUACAGCAGGAGACAGAGAAACCAAAUACUUAAGAUUCAAAUGCUUUCAGUUCCUUUUGGGAGGAUAUUCUUGGGCACUAAAUUAGAGGGUUGACCUGAUUGUUCCAGGUGUCAUUAUGCAUCUUUUUUCCUAUGUAAGUACAGACAUGUUUGCUCUGCACUGAACCAGUCUCCUUCCCAACAUGCAGAGCCCCUUCAACUUUGGCCCAAACCUCUUUAGGGUCCCUUGUAUAAGUUCAAGGUGUUCAAGGUGAUAAGUAUACUGUGCCAGAUACCUUGCAAGCCUUUUAACACAACAUUUUCACUGCUUAUAGUAUUAGCUUUAUCUCAACAGGUCUGUGCAUUUCCAUGCCCCUAACAGCCCCCAAAAUGUUAUCAUCCCUUCUUUUUGUGCUGAGGUUGGGGUUGCACAACGAUAAUUUGAAGGGGCUAGUUUAAAAUUCUAAAAAUCACACCAUGCCAAAAGUGUAAACCCAGUUUACAGUUGAAGAAAUGCCCUCCCCCCUUUCUGAUAUCUGUAGCUGGAUUUGAAAGUCUCUGUAGACAGAGGCCCCUCGUCCGUUAAAGUAUACUUGAGUAACUGGCUGCCAGUAGCUUCUCAUUUUUCCUUGACAAGAGGCUAUGAAUAUCUAAUACCUGCUUUCCAGGCAGAAAUGCAGUUGGUGUGGUUUUAUCCACAUCACUGCAUCUUUCCAUCAGGGAAAGCUGCAUCUGGAAUUUCUGGCUGUUGUGUCAUUGAGAAACACAUGGGAGCUGUCAGGAUAGAAGAGGUAUUAACUCUAGCUGUGAGAACAAAAAGGUGGCACAUAUAACCUGCCUGCAGAAGCAAUUGAUUUGUCGAUUUUUAUGUUCAGGCUUGGGCAGACCACUAAAGCCAUUUAAAAAAAAUCUUGUUGUUGUUCUUUUUGCUGGUUUUUUUUUAACUCCUUGGCAUAUUUCCAUGGACACUGCCAUGACAAGGGUCUUUCCUUUACCCAUAAGAACAAGUGAGAAUGCAAGAAAAGCACCGCCACCAGUAGAAAGGGAUUGUUUCGAGGAAUUUCUGAAAUGGAUAGCCAUUCAGAAGCAUUGAGAGACUGUUCUCUAACAUGAAAUGGCAACCUUUGGUGAGGAUCCUGUCCCCAAAGAGGACUCCAAAGGACUUGAGGACACUGGUGUGGCUAGCCGCAAGUACUUCUGGACAACAUGCUAAAUCAAAAGCAUGGAGUAAGAGAGAGAGAGAGAGAGAGAUGGGAAGAAACAAAGGGGCAGAAAGAAACAGUUUCCUGUGGGCAGAUGGGGAAAGCCCGCUCUGCCUGCUGAGCAUCAAAACAAAAGAGUGGCAUUGAAAGAAGGACACCCACAAUGAUUCACAAUGCACAAUACUAGUACAGAUGAAAGGAAAAUGAGGAAUCUUUCUGGCAGAAUGGCAACCGCAUGAAAGGGACUGUGGCAAGCUUUGUUUCUAACCUGCCCUCACCUUCUCGUCUCCAACUAAGCUCCAGGACAACGUUGAAAAGCCAACAAUUAUCUGGUGCUCCCAGGAAUGUGAGACAAUCUGGAUUAGGGACUCUCGCCAUUGGGUCUUGUCUUACAGAAGUGGGGGAAAGAUGUGCAGAGACUGGGAAAGAUGGGGAAAGCAAUGCAACAUUUCUUCCUACAGUUAAAAUGUUGACUGUUUGGGUAUAAUUCCUGCCAUGGACUCCAAAAAUAUGAACCAAAUCAACUCCGUCCUGGAAUCCAGCAUUUGAUUUUUGAUCCAGAAAUAUAUGUGUCAGCAUUCAGACUUCCAGAGGCAUGUAGAUCACCUCUGGAUAUCCCAUCCACUCAUUCCCCUGGGCUUUGGCAGCAUGGUAAGACUUUAUGGCUUUUCUCCUCAAGAGCUGGGGCAAAAGCCAGACAUGCUCUCCGGUAUUUUUUGAAAGCUGAACUGUGCUUUGACUGGGAUAUUUCAAGAACAUCUGGACCCGUGUCUUCCCCCUCCCCUACAACCCUAAUUUAGGGUAUUGAAAGGUGAAAAUGCCUCUCCUUUUUUGCUACCUGCAUUUGUUUGGGUUGCUGGUGGGGAAUGUUUGUCUUUCCCAUCACCCCCAGCUACAUAGUCCCUCUUCUCAGUUAUUUAGCAGGAAUGAUGGUACAGAGUUACUCCAUUUUUUGCCACUUGAGAGAACUUCCUUUUAGAGACUCUGUAUAUCACGAAUCUCUCUGGACAUUGUGGGAAUGGACUUCUGGGUCAUAAGCAUGUAAACAGAAGAAAAAAAUGGAAAUUUGUGGCAAUAAGGAAGGGUGGCUACACAUAAGGAAGUUUGAUGUCCAUGUGGGAAUGUCAUGUGAAACAUUUGGGCUAUCUUCUGUGGUUUUCUGCCAGCUAAGACAAAUGAAAUCCAUCAAAUAUUCUUUCAAUGGUUUUCAGCAUAGAGUCACUCUUGUAAGUUAGGAUAGAUUAAUUGUGACCUACUAGAUCAGUGGUUUUCAACCUGAGGGUCCCCAGGUGUUUUCGCCUGCAACUCCCUAAAGUCCCAGCCAGUUUACCAGCUGUUAGGAUUUCUGGGAAUUGAAGGCCAAAACAUUUGGGGACUCAUAGGUUGAGAACCACUGUUCUAGAUGGUACUUGACCAUAGAUCCAGUUGCCCCUCACUACUAGCUGUGCUGGCCAAUAUUGGUGGGGGUUCAUUUUGAACAACAUCUGGAGGACCACAAGUUUUCCACUACACAUGGAAUCAUAGAGGAAAUCUCCAUGGGUCUCUUAGGGUCUGUAUGCCUCAGUUAAUGAUUAAUAUUCCAAGUGAGGGUGAAAUAAAGUGGCAUUGUGGGACGCCACCAAAAUAAACUGUCACACUGCUGGUUCCUAACAGCCAAGCCAGCAGGAUUAUGUAAAGCUUGAAUCUGGUCUUGACAUUUCUAGAAAGCUCCUCCCCACCCAUCCCCUGCUGCCAAUCUUUCCAUCACAUAUGUGACUGACCUUUGACAGAGGAACAAAAUGAUAUUUCAAUACCUGGUGAAGUUUAUACUAAAGCAAAAGUCACUAUUAACUCCUGAGCUCUUUGAAGAUGGGGGUUCAAUUUGGACCCAUUAUGAACAAAGGUGAGACUUGGGAAAGAUGUGUCAGACCAUUUUGAUCACUAUAAGGCAGGCAAAGUGCACUUUCUUCAUAUGCAAAUGAUCAGUCAGGAAAUGCCAAAAGUAGGGGUAGAUUGGACCUAUGGAGAGGCAUAUGGAGAUGUUAAGACAAACAAACAUAUUAUUCUCCCAAAAGUAGAGUAAAAGGCAAAAAACAGAUGGAGAGAGUAGUAUGUAUAAUCUGAGAUAUGUUGUGUAUAUGGGGGGCAGGUGUUGUGCUAAGCAUUUUAAAAAACAGUAAAGAACUGGGGCAAAUUUACACUGCAGAGGAUUUCAAGUUUUAUACCAGUUUGAUUACAAUAGGUUUUCCCAAUGAAAUUGUGGGAAAUGUAGUUUGCUGAGGGUCUAAGGAUUCUCUUAGACACUCCCUAAUGUUCCCUGGAGGGACAAAACAGCUCUAAAAUUCAUGUAUAUCUGUGGUGCAAAUAUGCCUUUAGUUACGUAAGAUUAAAGAAUGUCCUUAAACCCCUUCUUACCCCACUCUAUCCCCAAAUAUUGGAGAUACUCUCUUGGCACUCCUGGACUGGUUUCAGAAAAAAAUGUUCUUUAUUUUUUGAAAUGUAUUUUUAUUUUAUUGCUUGAAACUUGAAAACCUUUUCCUGCAGAAAAAGGGAAGAGACUCUACCCAGUAAACCAGAGGCAUACACGAAAGCCUUCACUUCUUUCCCCCACCCCAUUUCUUUCAUACACAUACACCACACAAAUAAUAUAAUCAGGAAAGGUGUUGCCAAUUCAAAUGCAAGUUUUGUAAUUAAUUUUUAAAAAUACCCCUGAAGGCAUUACCAUUUUGCCUAGACAUUAGAUCCUGGAAAAGCAACAUUUUUUUUACUAUUACUUUCCAAUUCCCUGUGAGCUGUAAUAUUAAAAAAAUCUCUGCUACAUGCAACCUUUCUGGCUGCACCAAAAGUCAAUUUAGGUCAAAAUGCAUUGUUGAGAACUCAUUUUUUGUAUAGGGGCACAUUGGUCAGUGUUGCUUAAGCCUGAUGGAAGUGCAUGGAGAAUCCAAAACUAGGGGAAGCAUGAGUUCUUAGAACAGUAGUUCUCAGUCUGUGGGUCCCCAGGUGUUUUGGCCUACAACUCCCAGAAAUCCCAGCCAGUUUACCAGCUGUUAGGAUUUCUGGGAGUUGAAGGCCAAAACAUCUGGGGACCCACAGGUUGAGAACCACUGUCUUAGAAUAUAUACAUUACUUUCAACAACAGUCAAACUGUCAGCUACAAGACUAAGAAACUGUUGCCCUUGCCUUAACUAUGCAUAGGAAGUCUAUAGAAGAUAAAAGAAUCACAGUCCCUGUUUCAGUUGUAUCCUGGAGUAGAGUUGAUUCAGGAAAGCGAUUGUUAUCUUUCAAAGCUUGGGUACUCUUGUUUUGUGUUGUCCCCUGGGCAACAUCCUUGCAGACUGCCAAUUCUCUCACACCAGAAGUGACUUGCAGUUUCUCAAGUCGCUCCUGACACACACAAAAAAAGCAUCAGGACCUAUAUCCCAUCCUAUUUUGAAGCACUUAUGACAAGAAACCCUGCGAAUAAAAACAGGGUGGUUUCUAAAACUUAUUCAAAAGCACAGAAUUUGUCUCAGUUCUUUACCUCACCUACAAAACCAUCCCUUCCAAAUUCAUUAGCCUUUUCCAUUACAUUAGACACAAGGCACUAUCUAACCAUCCAUGCUUAAGGAUUUCAGCGACCACCAUUCUAGCUCUUGCUCGGUUAUAACGUGUGUUAUAAGCCAAAGCCAUUUCAGCUUUAAAUGCAGCAUAGAAUGAAUGGAUCUCCCUCCUUUCCACCAGCUGAACACUCUGCAUUUGAAUGCCUUUUACUUUUCCUAUAUCUACACUCUCUCAAAGAAACCCACUACCGAAACAAUAGCAGAAAUUGAAUGUUACUGAGGACUAUCUUUGCAAUCAAGCUUCCCUAGGGCAAUUAAUUGGGGGAGUUUUCAAAAGGCAGAAUACUGUUACCUUCCCCCCCCCCCCCCCGCUCCUGCCCCCAUUUUUUUUAUUAUGGGGCAGAGGGACUCUUUCCAUGAAAAGGCAUUUUAUGGGGUUUUCUGCUUCAGGUGCCAAAAUAACUUGAUUGGCCUGAGGUGCUACACACCUUGGACCCGGUGGAGGCAAGUGGGAAGGCAUGAUAAUGCCAUUUUGCCCUGCCUAAGACACGGUCUCCCUUGUUGACAAAGGAGAACAGGCUCUCUUGAUUUUCUUAAAUAAAGAACCUUCCUCCUAUCAAGGAUCAGUGAAUCAGGAAGGGGGGGAUUCUUAAAAUAAAAAAGACAAAGCAGUGGGGAAGCUCCUUUCAGAGAAUUUGCGCACAGCAGAAAGGCAGAAAGAGUGACAGAGACUGUUUUCACACAGAAAAAGCCAAAAUGCUCAGCCACCAGAGCAGCAUUUCCUUUCAAUUGUUGUUGAAUCAAGAUCUCGGGAGGGUCCCACUGCAGCUGGGGUAACGGAAGACAAGAGGAGCAACUGGAAAGCUAAGACCUUCUUUCUCGGUCGAAGCAGUCCUUGUCAGCGCUGCAGCAGACAGUUUUAUCUUGAAACCACUAGUACAAGAGCAUAUUGCACUAUUUCUCCAUCUCUCUCUCUUUCUCUCCCUUGCCCCUUCCCCAUGGUCCCUCUCUCUUGGCUGAGAGGCCGAUAGGUCUCCACCAUCCCAAGGGGCCACUUUCCUGGUAUGACUUUCCUGAGUGAAUGCCCUGUGGAGGAGAAGGGCCUUGUUUCACUCCACGUCCGGCUCCGUCCACGUCCCUCUCCUUCCACGACGCCACUGGGACAGCUCCUCCGCAACACGGUUCUGUCGCCCACCUUAGCACAGCCAACACCACACAAGAUUCCGAGUUUCCUGCCUGGUUUUAAUCAUUACGCAGAAUUAUUCACUACACAUUUAUGGUAGCUUUGAAUAGCUUUACAUACAUACCUACAUACAUACAGUAGCUCUGUGGAUAUUUUGUUUUUGUUUUGCGGUAAACAAGAAUAUUCAUACUCUUACCGGUGGGGGGGAAAGCAGUUUGUGAAAAGCUGACAACGGAUGAGGAGUGUAAUGCUAUGUUUAGCAUUUUGUACUUUUAAAAAAAAAAAUCUCACAUUUUAUUAAAAAGUGAAGAUUGCUGUAUACUAUUUAUUCAACUUAUAAUUUAUGUUACUCUUUGAUCUUUGUCUUUUCUUAUGACAAAGCAUUUAUUUAAUAAAGUUAUGCAUUCAGUUA